Cotesia glomerata is the source of this 760-nucleotide messenger RNA. RefSeq names its product mitochondrial import inner membrane translocase subunit Tim22. Lineage: Eukaryota; Metazoa; Arthropoda; Insecta; Hymenoptera; Braconidae. Gene Ontology annotation, cellular component: TIM22 mitochondrial import inner membrane insertion complex. The record is from RefSeq and is a predicted model, not a curated record. The transcript has 4 exons. Gene Ontology annotation, biological process: protein insertion into mitochondrial inner membrane. Gene Ontology annotation, molecular function: transmembrane protein transporter activity. The coding region runs from base 109 to 696 and encodes 195 amino acids.
AUAUUGAAAAUAAAACUCCAUUUACUGAAUUAAAAAUUUCAAAGAAAAUAAUUAGUUUACAGAUAAUGAUAGUUAUUUAAAGUAAAAUAUAAAACUAUUUAGUCAAAAAUGUUGCGAUUCGAACCACCAAAAUUACCAUCACCUCCCAAAUUAAAAGAAAAGGACCAGAUAAUUUUUCUUAGUGAUCCAACAUGGGAUAAAAUAGCAGUAUACUUUACAACUAAUCAUCAGCGAUAUCGAGAAAAUAUUAUAAUACCUAGAGGUCCUGCUCCAGUACACAUUGUAACGAAUGAGGAAAAAGCCAUGCAAAAAUUUAUGGAAAGUUGUGUUUUUAAAAGUAUUUUUAGUGGCGUUUUAGGUUAUGGAUUAGGUGCAGCACUUGGUUUAUUUUCAUCUAGUGUAAAUCCAAAUGUUGCUGCUGUUGAACAACAACAAACAGCUCGUCAAAUAUUUCGUGAAAUGAAAGUCACAACUUUGGGUUACGCUAAAAAUUUCGCAACUAUUGGAUUACUAUUUUCGGCUAUGGAAUGUACUGUAGAAUCGUAUCGUGGUAAAACUGAUUGGCGGAAUGGUACCUAUGCUGGUGGUCUAACAGGAGGCCUUAUUGGUCUGCGAGCGGGUGUCAAAGCAGGCGUAAUUGGUGCAGCAGGUUUUGCAGCGUUUUCUGCAGCCAUAGAUUAUUAUAUGCAUAGUUAAUAAAAGUGAUAAGAUAAAAAUACUUGUACAAAGAAAUUUAUCAAAUAUAAGAUGUAAAAAGAAA